AUACACUACUCUCCGUGGUUUACUAAUUUGCGAAGAACUCUACCGACCGAGAGGGUGAGGCUACGUGCUUGAUUGAACGGAAGAAAUGACAGAAAGAGAAAGGACUAAUUUAGAUCUCCCUUGUCAUGGCAUUUUCACCAGCUUUCCCUGCAGUGCUACUGCGUAGCACUUGUAGAACCUUUAAGGAUUGCUUACAAGUAAGCAGAAGGUUCUCACGAUCGCCUCAUUUAUCGCAGGAGGCAAUUGAUUACGGAUAUGUGGCGGUCGCGGAGGCCCAGGCCUUCAUGGAGAGGUGUAUGGUCGCCACAGGGGUUUCCACCGAUCAUGCUUCAGCCCUAGCGGAAGUCCUGGCCUGCGCUGACCAUAGAGGGCACUAUAGUCACGGGAUGAACCGUUUAGAAAUGUAUGUUAAAGACAUAAAGAGUGGUAUCACAGAAAAGACUGGAGAGCCUACUAUAUUAAAGGAACUUGCGGGUACAGCUUGGGUAGACGGUAAUAAUCUACUAGGUCCUGUUGUGGGGAAGUUCUGCAUCGAUCUUGCCAUAAAGAAAGCCAAGGAAGCUGGUAUAGGAUGGGUGGUUGCAAAAGGUUCCAAUCAUUACAGUAUUGCCGGAUGGUACACGUUAAGAGCUAUAGAGCAAGGAAUGAUUGGUCUCAGUACUACAAACACAUCACCUCUAGUGGUGCCUACUAGAGCAAGAAAGGCAAUGUUUGGAACAAACCCUAUUUCGUGCGGUGCACCGGCCGAGAAUGGGGACAGUUAUGUACUUGAUAUGGCCACUUCCACUGUAGCGUUGGGGAAGAUAGAAUUGAAUGCUGUGAAAGAGAUCCCAAUUCCGAACGGCUGGGGAUGUGAUGCUUCCGGAACGGAGUCUAAUGAUCCCAAAGCCGUCAUAUCAGGAGGAGGAUUACUCCCGCUGGGUGGGUCAGAGAUCGCAGGUGGAUAUAAGGGCUAUGGUCUUGCCAUGAUGGUGGAGGUUCUUAGUGGCAUCUUAGGAGGAGGGGCCUUCGGACCCAACAUCAGGAAAUGGAAAACAAGCAACCAAGUAGCAAAUCUGGGCCAGAUAUUUGUAGCGAUCAACCCCGAGGCUUUUGCGCCUGGUUUUGAAGGGAGAAUGAGCUCGCUCAUGGAUAUGUGUCGGAGUGCUGAACCUGCAGAGGGAGAAACAGAGGUUCUCGUAGCUGGCGACCCGGAAAGGAAGAACAUUGCCAAGGUUGAAAAAGAUGGUGGUCUGAGGUAUCACAACAACCUAUUGAGGAAUAUGGAUACCUUAGCAGCAAGUCUCGGAGUGGAGCCCAUCAAGAGAAAUUAAAUUAAUAAACAUCUCACCUAUCCAUACACUUGUACUACACAGUCUACAUGCACAACAGUAAUAGAUCUAGAGGAGAAUGCAAGAUAUUAUGUCUGCAAUUAUUGGUAAAGUGGCCUUUUUCAUUUGAAUGUUACCAUUUGCCAUUGAAUUGAUGAAUUGAAAUUCAUCAGUUCUUUUCUCAUACAGCCUUCAUCUUAAUAGAAAACCCAAUCAUACCCGUCCGUGUUCAAGUCCUUUGGAAGUGCAUAGGGACGUCAUGUCAUAAUUUGAUAUGCACUUUUAUACUGUGUCUUAUUAUUGAAUGAGAGCAUGAAUAACCAUGUUAUGUUAUUAAAAGAAAUUAAUGAAAAAAAUGGAUUGAACUUAUUAAGGAUGCACAUAAUGGAUAUUUGCUCAGAGUACAGUAAGAUUUUUAUAUUUGAUAGGGUUGUUUUGGUAGUCAUAAUUUGGUUUAAGAUUAUAUAAUGUAUAGUUUUAAGGGGAGUUCAUGCUAAAUACGAUGCAGGGCCCUUAUCUGUUGGUUUUGUAUGGAAACGUGGUGUAGUGGUUCCCACUCUCGCGUCUCAAUCUGAGGGCAGUGGUUCAAAUCCUACUUCGGGUGUUGAUUUUCUUUGGCAAGAAAUUCAUCCACAUUUUGCUGCACUUGACCCAGGUGAGAUGAAUGGGCCUCUAGUAAGAUUUAUACCAUGAACGCUUUAGCACGUACAUGAAUGGAGGCCCAGGUAAAGCCUGGGUAAUGACAUAAUACAUGUAUCCAAUGCAAUAGCAUCACACGAUCAGUUGAUAUUGUAUGAGUGAUGGAGAUAGUUUGGGGAAAAGAAAAAUGUAGUGUUUUUAAACUGAGGAAUUUCCUUUGAAGAGAUAAACAAUUUUCAAGUGACAAAUUAAUUUAGAAUAUGAAACAACACUUGAGAAGUAUUAUGUAUUUGAUUCAAGAUUUUAUUGCAUUAAUAUAUUUAAGUGAUUGCCAGAAUUGUGUAGCCUUUAAUAUUUCUUUGUGGAGUCGAAGUGCUCUUAAACAUUGCACAAAUAAAUCAUCUAUGUUCUUACUGUGGGACAAAAUAGCCUGAUGAAUGUGAUAUGAUUGGUAGUUUAGGGAAAUGCAGUGUGCUCAUGACCAGAAUCAUACUCUUCCUUAACAGAUAUCAAUGAAUAUUUACCAUUUUGUCUACCAGAGGCUUCUGCUGGUGCUGCGAAAUUUGUGUAGCUUCCUAACAUAGACACAGAUUAUUUGGAUUGUGUAGCCUUGGUUUCCCUAUGAAAGGCAACUUUCAUGUCUCAGGCAACAUAGUUAUUUUUUUCCAAAGGCAUUAUCUUUUGGGGUUGUUAUCACAAUUUCAUUCUCUUGAUAGUGAAUAAAGUACGGUUUGACGGAUCAAUUUCAAACUUGCUACAAGUAUGCAUGUACAUGUAGGAAUGACAAUGAUAUGAUUAGGUGUAUAGGGUUCGAUGGUUG
Messenger RNA from Lytechinus variegatus (green sea urchin), 2769 nucleotides. RefSeq lists its product as uncharacterized. NCBI's taxonomy places the organism in Eukaryota, Metazoa, Echinodermata, Echinoidea, Temnopleuroida, Toxopneustidae. The record is from RefSeq and is a predicted model, not a curated record. The transcript has 13 exons. Bases 126 to 1313 code for a protein of 395 amino acids. Gene Ontology annotation, molecular function: oxidoreductase activity.